AAAGAUGUUUCAAGAUGAACAAUUUUCUUCUCAUUGGGAAAAUCCUUCCCAAGAAACACCCGUCUUAUGUACUAAGGAACAAAAUGAUUCCGAUAUAAUAUUUCCAUCUCAACUAUCUAAAGAACCUAAUGAAUUACGUUGUUUCUGCCGAAAUCCACAAAAAGAAGCAGAAGGGACAAAAGAUAUGCAUAUUUCUUACCUUGUCAUUACUCAGGAACAUAAAAGAAACACGUUUGAGUAUUUUUUUCUAACUUUUUGCAGAGUAAUAUGUCUUUUACUCAAAAACCUAAAUCAGCAGUACGCAGACGGUUUUCUGACUUUAUUUAUCUUUAUGAAACCCUUACUGUAGAGUUUCCUACAUGUUGUAUUCCUCCUCUACCUGAUAAACAUCGAAUAAAAUAUAUCAAAGGGGACAGAUUCAGCACUGAAUUUACAAUGAAAAGAGCCAAUUCAUUAGAAAGAUUCCUUCAAAGAUUAUCAAUGCAUCCGGUUUUACAGAAAUCAUUACAUUUAUCUCAUUUUUUUGAAUCUCAAGAUUGGAGUUCUUAUGUUCAUAAUGUUAUUCUUCACGAUAAGACACACUAUAUCAAUAUUGGAGGAGUUUUCGAAGGAUUAAGUGAUGCAUUUUUGAAUUCUUUCACUAAGAUUAAUAAUCCAAAUAUGCUUUUUAUUGAUAUGAAAGAAAAAAUAGAUAAAUUAGAUUAUGGAUUAGUACAUAUAGAGAAAUUAAUAUCAAAGAUGAUUAAACAAAAAAUAGAUCUCGAAAUGGACUACAGUGGAAUGGCAUUUCUAUUUAAGCAAUUAGCUGUAUUGGAACCUUCUUUAAGUCGAGAAUUAACAAUGUUUAGUGAAGUAAUAGAAAAUACAGAAACGAACUUAAAAAUUUUAAGAGAAUACAUAGAUUCUGUUUAUUUAACCUUCAUACAUGAUUUAAUAUCUUAUACUAAUACACAGAAACAGCUUUUAAAACAACGUGAUCAAAAACAAAUGGAUAUUGAAGGACUUACAGAAUAUCUUAUGAAAGUUGAUUUAGAAAAAGAACGAGUCAUACAGAGUUCAGGACUUUUAUAUCUGCGAGAAAAAGUAGAAAACUUAACAGGCAUUGAUCAUGAACAAGCUAAACAAGAUCGACUUAAAAAACUAGAAAAAAAGAAAGAUAAACUUCAAAAAGAAAUUGAAAUAUCUAAAAUAGCUGGCGAUACUUUUGAUGAAGAAACAAUACGUGAAAAUAACAUUUUCGAUAAAAUUAAAACAAAAGAGAUACAAGAAAGCUUUAGCACAUUUGCAAAUGAAAAUAUUAAUUUUUAUAAGCAAGUCAUAGAAAAUUGGACAAAAAUUAUUCCAGAAUUAGAACAUGCUAAACAAAAAAAUAUCAUUAACCAAUCCUUUUAA
Pneumocystis murina B123 is the source of this 1392-nucleotide messenger RNA. RefSeq lists its product as hypothetical. The transcript is spliced from 4 exons. Lineage: Eukaryota; Fungi; Ascomycota; Pneumocystomycetes; Pneumocystales; Pneumocystaceae. Gene Ontology annotation, cellular component: phagophore assembly site. The record is from RefSeq and is a predicted model, not a curated record. Gene Ontology annotation, molecular function: phosphatidylinositol binding. Gene Ontology annotation, biological process: autophagy; cytoplasm to vacuole targeting by the Cvt pathway. Bases 268 to 1392 code for a protein of 374 amino acids.